UCUUUGAAAAUGACCUAGAUCAGUUGCUCAUAGAUAUACCCUAAAUACAAAUGCAACCUGAUAGAGGUUGGCAAGAAGAAGUAAGAUCAGACUGAUGGUUGACAUCCAUGACUAGGAUACUGAGAUUUUCAGUUGCGGGCUCUAAUCUGAGAUAUCAAUUCCACUUUAGGAUCCAACCUUCAAUAUAUUUAAACUUUCUCACAUGAUGACAACAUCCUUGCACUCUUAGAUUUGUGAUGUGUGGUUUCACAAUGAAGAACAAAAUGGGGUUAAUGUCUGACUUCUUUCCUUUGAAUUUUCUAAUAUUUAUAGCCUGAACCAAGAGCAAAUAAAAGAAAUUUCCAUAUAACUAAUAAUUUUAGGUUCUAAUUUUCAAC
Messenger RNA from Moneuplotes crassus, 377 nucleotides. The record is from the annotation of a GenBank genome assembly. NCBI's taxonomy places the organism in Eukaryota, Ciliophora, Spirotrichea, Euplotida, Euplotidae.